Messenger RNA from Sebastes umbrosus (honeycomb rockfish), 3802 nucleotides. Its product is annotated as transmembrane protein 87A-like. Lineage: Eukaryota; Metazoa; Chordata; Actinopteri; Perciformes; Sebastidae. The transcript has 21 exons. The record is from RefSeq and is a predicted model, not a curated record. Gene Ontology annotation, biological process: retrograde transport, endosome to Golgi. Gene Ontology annotation, cellular component: Golgi apparatus; Golgi cisterna membrane. Bases 83 to 1729 code for a protein of 548 amino acids.
CGCGGUGAACUACAGCCGGAACUGGAGGCGGAUCCAGUCUGACCCGUCUGUCUGUUACUGUGGACUGUAGAUAGAAGCACUAAUGAAGAUGCCAGAGUCGCAUCGGUUAUGUGUCCUGCUCUUUGUGUUAGUUUUCCGUCUCGGGACAGCAGCAGAGGUCUCAGUAUGGAGCGUGGAGAUCAACUCGACACAGGAAGUUGUGUUUCGAAAGACGCUCUAUGCCAACACCACCAUCUUCAUGAAGUUCCAGGGUGACACAGCGUUAUGUGAUAGGAACCUGGCCUUCAACAUCAGCUGGUACCUGCGCUCCUCUGUUUGCUACAAUGAGGUCUUUAACACACCAGACAACAAAGCGAUGAACAUGUUUGGUAUGGACCACAUGUUGAAAGACGGCUGGAAUGGCUUCUACAGUCAGGGCUACAUGUACUUCGACAACUGCUCCUCCCUCUUCUCACCGAAGGUGUAUUACACAGACUACAACCCAUAUCAGCCCCUCACUAGCCCAAAGAGUGACCCAUCGAAUCAGAGCCUUGUUUGGCCCGACAAGCCAAACAUCAGUGCGGUGGCCAAAUCUUGGGAGGACAGUCCAUACCUGUUCAUAGUGAAGGUGCAUCCUGUGUACCGCGGAGUCGAGGACGAAGACAUCGGGGCGGAGCAGGUCAACUUUGCUUUCACAAUGAAAGUGGAGAUGAGAGGACCACAUGACUUCUCUUCUCCAGCAGACUGGCCCCUGAUGAUGUUCUUUAUGAUCAUGUGCAUCGUGUACGUGCUGUUCGGGGCUCUCUGGCUCUUCUGGUGUGCCUGCUACUGGAGGGAUCUGCUGCGGAUCCAGUUCUGGAUUGGCGCCGUCAUCAUCCUCGGCAUGCUGGAAAAAGCGGUGUUUUACUCUGAAUACCAGAGCAUCCGUUACAAAGGAGACUUCGUUCAAGGUGCUGUGAUUUUUGCUGAGCUGCUCUCUGCACUCAAAAGAUCUCUAGCCCGGAUCCUGGUCCUCAUUGUCAGUCUUGGUUACGGCAUAGUCAAGCCCAGGUUGGGUACCACGGUGCACCGACUGGUAGCUGUCGGGCUUCUCUACCUGCUCUUCUCCUCUGUGGAAGGUGUGCUGAGAGUGACGGGUGGUUUCUACGGGACGGUCGCCUUGGUGGCUAAUCUCAGCCUCUCCCUUAUUGACUCCUGCGUCAUGUGGUGGAUUUUCAUCAGUCUGUCUCAAACCACUCGUCUCCUGAAGCUCCGCAGAAAUAUAGUGAAACUCUCUUUGUAUCAGCACUUCACCAACACUCUCAUCUUCUCUGUGGUCGCUUCCAUCAUAUUCAUCAUCUGGACCACCAAAGUCUUCAAGCUGGUAGACUGCCAGACGGGUUGGAGGGACUUGUGGGUAGACGAUGCCUUCUGGCGUCUCCUGUUCUCCACCAUUCUGCUGGUUAUCAUGGUGCUGCUGCGGCCGUCUGCUAACAGCCAGAGGUUCUCCCAUUCUCCUCUGAUUGAUGAAGAAGAUGACGAGGAAGAGGCCAAGGAGCCAAUGCUGAAUGAAGCUUUGGAGGGAAUGAAGAUGAGAGGCUCAAAGCCUGACUCUAAUGGCUCCCAGAAACUGUUGAGUAAAGAGGAUGAAGACCUAAAAUGGGUUGAGGAGAACAUUCCUACAACUGUUGCUGAUGUAGCUCUCCCUGUAAUGCUGGAUGAAGAAGAGGAAAUCAUGAAAACCAAGAUGGAGAGAUCCAAAAUGGAGUAGAAGUAAAUGCAAGAAGAUGAUGUGAGAAUGAAAAAGAAAGCAAUUUCACUGAGGCAGCAACGAAUGCGUUCUGAGUGAUCUGAUUACCAAAAAAAAAAAAAUGUGGGCAAAGCCAACUGUUCUCUCCAGACACUUUACAUUUUUAAUUUUGUUUCACAGCUAUUGUGUAACACCGUAAUAAGCUCAAAAGAAGCACGAAUAGUGUGUUUAUAUUAAGGCAGUAUCGUGCAACCCAUAGUUGGAUGGGUUUGGCUUUUAAUGUCACGAUCAGCAUUCUGGACAUGGGGCUGUAACUGAAGCAAUAACACACCAGAGCACUUUGAUAAAUAUUUUAUUUGUUUCAAAGAUGUUUCAAAGAUGUUUCUCCGAUGUCCCGAACUUGGCUAAAAUCAAGCAGAAACUGGGCAUUUUACACUAAAUAGAAUAUUUAUCAAAAUCAUGUCUUAUGGUUUUACACUAAAACAAUAUUUAACAUUUGAGAGAAGUUUCCCCACCUGCUUCAAAUUUGUGGGACUGUGAGGAUUGAUCUUGAAACAUGUUCAGGUACAAAUCCUGAUGAUGAUGAUUUGGCGGUUGUCUCAGCCAAGAAAUCAGAUGAUUGUACGAAUGGAGGCGAAAACACAUGCUGAAAACAGCAAGUUAUUGUGCACAAUAUUAUUAUAUAUAAGUCACUACAGCGUCGGACACUUGAACUCAAGGUUAUCUUCAACUAAAUGUAAAAAAGAAAUGUCUGUUUUCAGCAGGUGUUUUAUUGCGUUACGUAUUUAAUGGGUCACUUAAUAUUUGAAUGAGCAGGCAACUGUUUGGUAUGAUUAACCAUUUAGCCAGAUAACUAAAAACAAUUUGUUUUAAUUAGGGCUGUCAAAGUUAACGCGAAACCUUUUCAUUGCCAUUCUGUUGCUAGGGCAACAGCUUUGUUCCAAGUUUACUUCCUGUCAGCUACUGCAUUAACAAACAUUGCAACAGGUAAUACAAAGGGGCCCAUUUAGAAGGUUUAUGUUGUAAAAUUUGAAAAGGUUUAUAUGUUUGUCUUAUGACUGAGUAACACUAAAAAUAAAUAACUUAUGUUACUCUAUGUAAACACGGCUGCAUCAGUGAAUAUUGAUACUUGAAGCAUAUCACAGUUGUCAGGGUAAAACAUGCUACAUUUGUGUUUUGAGGGGAUAAUUGUGUUAACUAGAAGACAUCGUUUUCUGGGCUGGGAGAAUGUAACGAACCUCUUGGUCGUGAAACUAUAAACUAUCGUAAACACAGUGUCAUCAGAAGUGUUCAUAUUGUACGCCCAAACGUUACACCAGAUCACUUCUCUUGAGAUGUCACCACUACACAGAACAGUUAAAGCAACUGAAAAUAUGACUCUAAUAUUGGUGAUUUUCAAGCUUUUACUGACGAAUGAAAGACUGCUUGGUCCUCAGCGAGGGGGGAAAUGUAUGACUCGUUUUCAAGCAAAGUAGUGGAGUCUUGAAUUAAGGAUGUUUAUUUUCAUCUCUAUAAAAAAGUAACAUUUUGUAGCUUCUCACAGUGAUUUAGGUCCACUUCAUGUCAGCAAAGUGAAAACUUUUUUUAGCUACUGAAUCACAGAAUCCAUUGAUAAGCCUCACGGAUGUGAUGUGGGCCUAAAUUCAAAUAUACAUGUGAUUUACUGUAUGUACAGUAUGUAAUCCUUUCUCACUCCCCCUCCACUAACUGGGCCAGUUUUGUUAAAGUCCUCACUCAAAUUCAUUAGCACAGGGUAGUUUAAAAAAAUAUUCUGUACAUGCUAAAUGAAUAAUUUUCAUUUCACCGCAAUUACAGAUUCCUUUGAGCUUAUCCCAUUCACACUGCAAAUAAUCUUGCCUUAUGUGGCAAAAUUAUAUCCCCGUCCGUGUGCAAUCUACUGCAGUAUGUGUGGAUAUUCUAAAUUCCUUAAUUUAUGUUUUUUUUAAUAUUUGUCCAGGUCUUGUUGAGGAUAUUUUAUUUUAGAGAGACACUAAAGCCCAAUUUCUGGAUGUGAGUCUGCAUUGUAAUGUGAAGCUGAUGAUAUUGUAUGGCUUUUUGCGUAUGUCCUGCGAAUAAAAUUUAUAUUAAAACAUG